AGUCAGGUGGGCGGCGCCGGAGGCGCUGGAGGCUCUGCAGCAUGUGCCUGUACUGCAGGGGGGACGAAACUACCCAAGUCAACCCCGAAGGAUCAAGAUUGCAUCAUCCUUCAGAUGUCACUAGAACACAGUCCACAGCUAAACGUAUUCAGCGUAUGCAAUUCAUAAUGAAGCAGAAGAGGCACCUAAAUAAACGGUUUGCAAGGCCUUCUCCAAUUCCAGAACCAGGACUCCUAGUAAGUUUAGAGAGUCUGAAAUUUAACAGAUACUUAAAUGCAAAGACAUGA
Choloepus didactylus (southern two-toed sloth) is the source of this 287-nucleotide messenger RNA. RefSeq names its product coiled-coil domain containing 179 (gene CCDC179). The record is from RefSeq and is a predicted model, not a curated record. Lineage: Eukaryota; Metazoa; Chordata; Mammalia; Pilosa; Megalonychidae. The transcript is spliced from 3 exons. The coding region runs from base 42 to 287 and encodes 81 amino acids.